Messenger RNA from Xyrichtys novacula (pearly razorfish), 5452 nucleotides. NCBI's taxonomy places the organism in Eukaryota, Metazoa, Chordata, Actinopteri, Labriformes, Labridae. The record is from the annotation of a GenBank genome assembly.
GAUGAAUCCAGAGCUGAUAAGGUCACUGGUUUUCCUUUCACUCUUGUUGGUGUGGUGAUGAAGGGAACCACCAUGCCAAUCACAGAAAACUGACGCCCACCAGGAGCUCUGCAGACGGCUGCUCUGUGUGUAUGCAGCAAGUGUACAUGGUGGCAUGUGGCUGGGAUUAGGAAAUUUCACUGUGGAUUAAAAUCUUUCCAACGUCUCCAUGGCCACUUGCUGAAAGAAAGGAGUCUGAAGUUCCAGCGGAGAUCCAGUGAGCAGUCAGGGCCCAUGGUCCCAAAAAGCAGGUAUGUCCAAACUUUAUUUCUACAGAACUGUCAGAGGAGGAGAUAUUUAUUCAUUUAUGCAUGAAUAUCUUACGUGCUUUGAAUUUGUUGUUUGGUGCUGAAAUGUUUUUACAGCUGAGAUGCAAUUAACCUUUGUAACGGUGCACAUGAGUCUAGGAUCAGUCAUGUACAGUUUUGCAUUUCUUGCCUUACAGGGUAGUUUCUUCAGCAGGCUUCGUAUCCUAAUAAACUGUUUUGUUUGGUCCUCUAACUUUGUAAAAGAAUCCAAUAAGAACACUUCUUUAAAUCUCUGUAAAGGCUAAACACAACCCCCAAAGAUUUCUCUUGCAUUAUUCAUUUAUUUAUCAAAAAAUAAUUUGCUGUACAACAUGGAUAAAGAGGAAAAUUACCAAGUUAAUAUGAAUGAUUGCACCUCUGUGACAGUAGACAGUUUAAAGAAACCUUUUGACAAGAUAUAAAAUACAUUGUCAGUUGUAUUAAUACAUAUUUUGGAUCAUUUUUGCCCCAAAAGAAAGUUUUUUAAGUCUCACAGCAGCAGACAAAGGUUUCUUGAAUCCUGAAUCUAAUCAGCCGCUGUUAUGUAAGAACUCAAAGUGGACCACGUGGGCCUCACUGAACUGUAGCUACUAACAGCACAAAACGUAAAUUAACUUUCACUCAAAUAGACAGAUAUUAUUAGUGUCAGUACAGGAUCUACUCUUCUCAGCUACAGGUUUGUUCACAUUACUUUUUUAUUUUUAAUGCAUUGGGAAAACUUAAUGUCCAUAAUCGUCUGACAGUUCUUUAAUUUUCUAUAACGGCUGAUAUUGAAGUCAGACAGUCUCCAGACUAAGUUUGUCUGACAUAAAAUAAGAGUGUCAGAAAAAAAUGUAGAGCUGCAGGAUGCACAACCUUUUCUUGAAAUUUACAUAAUCCAUUUAUUCAAAGUGCACGACAUGGAACCAAAAACCAAAAUCUUGGUGACGACUAGAAAGAAUAUAUUCAAAUUGCUUCUUGUAAAAAGCUUAGCUGCAAAGUAUCAUAUUUGUUCUGUUGUUUUGCAUCUAUCCCCUGACCAUGGAUGCAUUUUUAGGGUGUAGAAAUUCAAUGAAUUUGUCCUAAAAGAUCUGACCACAUGGUGUAAAUUGUGCCCAAGCUUUUGGACUUUUUAUCUUGAUUUUCCUCUCUAAAACAAAGUCUAAAGUAAUGAAAAAUUAUCAAGUGUAUUUUAGCUGGACAGAGCUUGUAUAAGUUUAAUGUUCAAUUAUAACAAUGACAGUAUUUUAGAUGUGUUGCCUAUCGUGAUUUAAGUAUUUAAAAGUCUGAAUGUGUCACAAAGAAAAGUUCUUAAACAGAAGGGCGCUGUAGUUUUUAGCUAAAGUUGUUGGGGGGCUUCUUCAUCUGGCCUUUCAAGUAUUUACAGCAGCAGGUGUACGUGAGACAAACAAUGGUGAAGGAAUGUGUCACCCAGUGCACAGUGCAGCUAAUUGAAGAGUUUUUAAUAGUUUGUGGACGACAAAAGGGCUCCGCCGCACAGCGGGGUGAGAUACAUUAAGGCUUUUAGUAAACAGACAAUGCUGGUCUAUUCGUAAACGUCUUGGCAUUUCUGAAGAGUGUCACAGUCUUACUCUUGAAAUGAACAAGAAAACAGGCUUAAACUAUGAAUUAAAUGCUCAGAAAUGAACCUUUUUUUUCCCAGAAGCUUCCUAAGCUCGUUACAAGUUACACAAUAUUAGCGAGAUAAUUUGCUAAGCAACCGACACAAAACCUUCUAAGGGGCAGGAAGUCAUUUCUGCUACUACAAAUGUCUUAUUUUGUGUAAAUAUCACAAUGUUUAAAGAAAAAUAACAGUAAUUGAAUCUUUUCACUCGUGUUGUGGACCAGAUUACAUGGUGUGUCUCUGGACAGUCUGAUAUAGUGGCAAAAAAGUUCACAAAAGUUAACCCGGACCAGUGAGAUAGGCAUGUUCAGGCUUUUCCUGAAAUCAAAAUGAAGCUGUAAUGUAUACUGGACUGAGGAAACCAUGUUUUUAUAUUUACAUUGUUGUUUUAAGGAGUUAAACCAGAGUACCUCCAUCAGUGAGCCUGUAGUCUGUUCAGUCUUCUCAGUGAAUUUAUGAAAACAAUUUGGCAUGAUAUUAUAAAUGUUACACUAUGAUAGGAUACAAUUUGAUACUGCACAUUAUGAUAUGCCAUAAUAGGAUACAGCGUGUUAAAGUACAAUAUGAUAUGAUACGAUUUGAUACGAUUGGGUUUAAGAAGAUGCAAAAUGAUUUGUUAUGAUAUUCUAUAAUACAAUUUAAUACAAUAUAAUACAAUUUUAUACAACACAAUACAGUUCUUUAAGAUAUUGUACAAUAUUGAGCAAUUUGCUACCACAUGAUGGUAAAUGGUGGGAUAUGGUAUGGUGUACUAUAUGAGAUCAUGUGAUACAGCAUGAGAUGAUUGGAUAUGUUCCAAUACAAAUAGAUACAAUGAGAACAGAUUUGAUAGUGCAUGAUUCUAUAUAAUUUGAUAUGAUCCAAUGUAGCAGUAUAAGAUAUGGAAAAAUACACGAUUUUGUGGUACUGUGUGACAGGAUAUAAUAUGGUAUUCUUAAGUGCUCUCUGCUUUGGAACAAUAUGAUACGAUAUGACACGACAAAACGCAGUAUGAUAUGGUAUGAUGUGAAACAGUAAGAUAUGGUAAGAUAUGAAAUGAUACAAUAGCCUAUGUACAAUACUGUAAGACACGGUAUGGUAUCAUAUGGUACAAUAUUAUGAUAUGAUAUGAUAUGAUAUGAUAUUGUUAGGAGAAUUUCCUUUAGCCAAUUCCAUCAGCCUUUAGAGUGGUGGAGCCAUGCAACUCAAAUACCAUGGAUGCGUUGGUGUUAGAUUGCUGGAGCCGGGGGCCUCCGGCGACCAUCCUCAACCAAAAAACCUUGUACACAUUUUUGACAUCACUCAGGUCCCCAAAAUAUGUUCUGCCAUGGUAUUUCUCUCUAUGGACUCUCCAUAUGUUCACCUAAGGCUCCUUAAAAUAUGUUGUCCUUUGUUCUUACUGUACAUAGACUUUUCUUAGGGUCGACUGAACACCAGCAGAAUGUUUGGAAAUGUGGACAGCUAUAUAUACUUGAACGGUCUCAGACCAAUCUUUGUUACACUUGUGGCAUUUAACUCAGAUCUGCAAUCAGUAAAGUUUGUCAAACUGACCAUUUGUGUGGACUUUCCAUUCUUCCAAGUGUGAACCUGGGCUAGGCAUCCUUACAGAUAUGAUAUGAUAUGAUAUACCAUGGUUCAACACAGUCAAAUACAGAGUGGUAUAAAUCUUUAGAAUACAGGACAGUGCAAUUCAGUGUGAGACGAUAUACAAAAGUACAUCAGGAUAUAACACAGUAUGCUCUGGUCCUCUCUAGUAGGACUUUGAUACAAUCCUGUCUAAUCCAGAACUAUAUGAAAAGUACAAUAGGUGCUGUUGAACCUUUAACCUUAAGUCAAUGUACUGGUAAACUGUCUUGACUUCUGGCUCAUAAAUAAUACUGUACAAACCUUGUGUGUCUUUUCUUAAGCUCCAGGAUGUUCCAGCUGCUCCAGGGUCACAUCCAGCCAGCAGGACUCCGAAGCCGCAAAAACCGCCUGGUCACCAAAGACGGGCGCUGCAACAUCGAGUUUGGCAGCACUGAAUACAGCAACCACUACGCGUACCUGGUCGACUUCUGGACCACCUUUGUGGAGAUACGCUGGCGUUUCGUUCUCCUCCUGUUUGUAACUGCAUUCACUGGCAGCUGGUUUAUUUUCAGUCUGUUGUGGUACUGGAUCGCAAAAAACAACGGGGAUCUAACGGGACAGAAUCACACUGACGGACAUGUAAAGUGCAUAGAAAAUGUUCACGGCCUAACAACAGCAUUCCUCUACUCUUUGGAGACUCAGACAACCAUUGGGUACGGUGGCAGGGCACUGACGGGACACUGUGCUGGCACUGUGGCUCUGAUAAUGAUCCAGUCUAUAAUUGGCGUCUUUAUCAACUGCUUCAUGUGUGGUGUCAUACUAGCCAAAAUCUCCUUACCCAAAAGAAGGGGGAAGACGGUAACUUUCAGCGACACAGCUGUCAUCUGCCUCAAAAAAGGAAGUCUGUGUCUCCUUAUAAGAGUCGCCAACCUCCGAAAAACAUUAUUAAUAGGCAGCCAGAUCUACGGGAAGCUGCUCAGGACUACAACAUCUCCAGAUGGAGAGACCAAUAUCCUAGAUCAGGUGGACAUUGACUUCAUGGUGGAUGCUGGCAAGGAUAACCUGUUUUUUGUCUGCCCUUUGACUCUUUACCACGUGAUAAACAGAUCGAGUCCUUUCUACGGGCUCUCGGCUGACUCUCUACCCCUGCAAGACUUUGAGUUGGUGGUCUUUCUUGACGGGAUGGCUGAGUCCACCAGCUCUGCAUGCCAAGUUAGAACCUCUUACAUCCCACAGGAGAUACAGUGGGGGUACAGUUUCCUGCCAAUCAUUUCCCGAACCAACACGGGAAAGUACCGUGUGGAUUUUUCAAACUUUUCAAAAAGUAUUCAAGUCACUACCCCGCACUGUGUCCAGUGCUUUGAAUCAGACAUUGACCAGAAAAACCACAACAGCCAUACUGGAGAAAAUCAUAAUAACCAGGAGAAGCGGGGGGUCGAUAACCUGGGGUUCCAAGUGAUCGAUAUGCAUGACUCUGUGGACAUCACCAAAAUGUGAACGAUUAUGAAAGACUGAGAAAAGUAAUAACAGUGGGUGUGAGAAAUAAAGGCAAGGUUCCCAACCCAGUGUCUACAAGAGCCAUUAUUCACAAUCUGCUGUCCCAACAUAGAUGUUACCUUGACGGUGGUUUAAAGGUGACUGAAACACUCUUGCUGCACGGUUCUGAAUUAGCAAGGAGAAGCGUUGGAUGACAAGUUUGAUUUGGUCCUAGAUCUGUGGUUAUGUUUUGGCACCAAAACCACUUAGAUUUAGGAGUUAGAUUUUUACAGGAAGUAUUUAACCUCUAAAGUCACAGUUCACUUGUUUGAGAUCAACAAACACAAAAAUGAAUGAUUUGAUUAAUAGAAGGAGUGGAAAGUGUAUCGUAGUGUCAUAUGAGUUCCACAACGAUGGCUCAGGCUGAGGUCACAAGGCAAAUGCAUUUAUAACAUGUGCUCAAGAAACACAUGAAAUGGGCUUUAAAGGGAUAUUCUGGCGU